AUGGAUAACUAUCAGAGAAUAGAAAAAGUCGGCGAAGGUACUUAUGGUGUUGUAUACAAAGCCCGCGAUCUCAGCCACAAUGGCCGUAUCGUCGCCCUCAAAAAGAUUCGUCUCGAGACCGAAGACGAGGGCGUUCCCAGCACCGCCAUCCGCGAGAUUUCCGUCCUGAGAGAACUUAACCACCCAAACGUCGUCAGCCUCCUGAAUAUUGUUCACGCCGACGGCCACAAGCUCUACCUCGUCAUGGAAUUCCUCGACCUUGAUCUUAAAAAGUACAUGGACUCGCUCCCCGUCACUGACGGCGGUCGUGGAAAGCCUCUGCCCACUGGAACUGCCACUACCGUGCGAAACCUGGGAAUGGAUGAGAAGGUGGUGCAGAAGUUUAUGCUGGAUCUGGUCCAGGGCAUCAAAUAUUGUCACUCGCGUCGCAUAUUGCAUCGCGACUUGAAGCCGCAGAACUUGCUCAUCGAUAAGGAUGGAAAUCUCAAACUGGCUGAUUUUGGUUUGGCCAGAGCAUUUGGUGUUCCUUUGAGAAGUUAUACCCAUGAGGUUGUCACGUUGUGGUAUCGCGCGCCCGAGGUCUUGCUUGGUGGACGGCAGUAUUCGACUGGCGUUGAUAUGUGGUCUGUCGGUACCAUCUUCGCUGAGAUGUGCUCCCGAAAACCCCUUUUCCCUGGUGAUUCAGAAAUUGACGAGAUCUUCAAGAUCUUCCGAACCCUCGGAACACCUGAUGAAGACGCCUGGCCUGGUGUCACCACUUACCCAGAUUUCAAGCCAUCUUUCCCCAAGUGGCAGCGAGAUUUCUCUACUCCUCUUUGCCCGAAUCUGGAUGAGGCUGGUCUAGAGCUACUUGACUAUAUGCUCAUCUGCGAUCCUGUAACUCGCAUUUCUGCCAAGGCAGCCCUGAACCAUCCUUACUUUGAUGAGAUUCUGUGA
This is a messenger RNA of Fusarium musae, 936 nucleotides long. RefSeq names its product Cell division control protein 2. Lineage: Eukaryota; Fungi; Ascomycota; Sordariomycetes; Hypocreales; Nectriaceae. The record is from RefSeq and is a predicted model, not a curated record. The transcript has 3 exons. Gene Ontology annotation, molecular function: cyclin-dependent protein serine/threonine kinase activity; cyclin binding; ATP binding. The coding region runs from base 1 to 936 and encodes 311 amino acids. Gene Ontology annotation, cellular component: nucleus; cyclin-dependent protein kinase holoenzyme complex; cytoplasm. Gene Ontology annotation, biological process: protein phosphorylation; regulation of gene expression; G1/S transition of mitotic cell cycle.